Molecule: messenger RNA, 3386 nt
Organism: Ornithodoros turicata
Lineage: Eukaryota; Metazoa; Arthropoda; Arachnida; Ixodida; Argasidae
Product: band 4.1-like protein 4
Exons: 28
Coding region: 194-2839 (881 amino acids)
Cellular component (GO): cytoskeleton
Source: RefSeq, a predicted model, not a curated record
UCAUACCUCCGGCGCGAACGUCCUGCAACAGGUUGCCGCUGCCGCCGGGAUGCGCCAUAACACCACCAGCACCACUUGAUACCGGAUUAUAUUACUUUCUCGUGUCGUCUGCUUGCUCUUUGUGUGUGUGACUUGCAACAACUGACCCGACUGUGUGCUGUGCUCGUGUGUGGAUGCGUGUUGGAUUCGCGCGAUGAAGUGUUUCGGUGAGAAGCCCAAGUCCUACCACUGCAAAGUGGUGCUUUUGGAUGAGACGGAGCUCAUACAAGAGAUACAGAAUACGUCUCGAGGCCAACACCUACUGGAUGUCGUCUACAAGCAUCUCAACCUCUUGGAAACGGCCUUCUUCGGUUUACGUUUCAUCGAUGAUAGUGGCCAGCCGCAUUGGCUGGAUGCGACCAAGAAAAUCCACAAACAAAUGAAAGGCGUCAGUACGUUCACCUUCUACUUCGGAGUCAAGUUCUACGCGUCCGACCCCUGUAAGCUGCUGGAGGAAAUCACAAGGUACCAGUUCUUCCUGCAAGUCAAACAAGACAUCUACCAUGGGCGCCUACCAGUAUCGUUUGAUCUUGCAGCCGAGCUAUUUGCCUGUGCAGUUCAAUCUGAACUUGGAGAUUAUGACCCCCGACGGCACCACGCCGAUUACGUGUCUGAAUUUCGGUUUCUCACAAAUCAGACCUCCGAGCUCGAGGAAAAGGUCAUGGAACUGCAUAGGGGUCUCAAGGGCCAGGUGCCAGCAACAGCCGAGAUCAAUUUCCUGGACAAGGUUAAGUGGUUGGAUAUGUAUGGUGUCGAUCUACAUCCAGUCAUUGGUGAAGACAACACAGAAUACUUCCUGGGUUUGACACCAAGUGGAGUCGUAGUACUGAGGAACAAGGGCAAAGUGGGGAACUAUUACUGGCCAAGAAUCACAAAGGUCUACUACAAGGGAUGCUACUUUAUGCUUCAGGUUCGCGACAAAGCGAAUGACGAAAGCACCUAUGGAUUUGAACUGCCAACGAAGCAGGCCUGCAAGCACCUAUGGAAGUGCUGCGUGGACCACCACUCUUUCUUUAGGCUAGCUCAGUCAUCCAGUAACCCACUUGCAUCAGGCAAGCUCUUCGGCCUUGGGGGGAAAUUCCGGCUCAGCGGCCGCCGUCAGCGACCCAAUCCUGUUGGCCUGUCGGUGCAGCCAAGACCACAACCAGUGUUCACGCGGGUGCCCAGCAAACGAUACCAGCGCAGGCUUGGUCAACCGGAUGGAGCCGAUGCUGGGACGCAGCAGAAAGAGGUGAUGCACGAAAAGCUGCUUGGCGAUCAGAGAUCAGGCUUAGGGAACCAGCAGCCGUCACCUAAAUCAUCAGCAAUGUAUCGCAGCAUUUCUGUGCCAAUGGCCCUUCCAGCUUCAAGUACAUCUAAUGGAACGGCAAUGCCACCAUGGGAAGAUCCAAAGCAAAGGGGCCUAUUUUCCAACUCCACCAACCCAUCGCCGAAAUCUGUUCGAAGUUCAGGGUCUCGCCAUUCGCAUGCUCACUGCAGGUCUUCGUCCAUUGAUCUCAAUGGAGAUUCAAGAAGACGCAGACAUCGAAGCAGGCGGAACUCUGACAAUGAAAGUGAAGUUUCAAAAUCGUCUCGAGGAUCACGAGGAUCUCGAUGCUCCAGGGGUAGCAGUGGAUGUCGACAUAGUUGCCAUUCAAGAGACAGUGGGAGUGAGUCCGAUGCUCACCACAGACACAGACACAAACAUCGACACCACAGAAAGCACAGAUCUUAUGAACUGGUCGACUCAGAAGCUCAAUGGAAAGAAGUUCAAAGACAACAGAACGAGAGCAAUAUUAAAAGACCUCAAAAUGCUGUUGUAAGAGACUUGACAUGCAGGAAAAGUGGGUACGUGCAGUCUGGCAUGGAGACUGAAUCGGAAGCUCAUUUUGCAAAUAAAAAGAAGCAUAGAAGACAUCGCUCCAGGUCCAAGUCUCCCGAUACCAAGAAAACUAUACCAGCUGACGUGAAGAAACACAUUGAGUACAGCCUCAUAGACCCUGAUGCGCUUACAGAACAAGAAAGGAGAGACAUCAAAUACACCAAAGUAGAGACAGAUUCGAGACUUUUCAAGAUACGAUACUCCCCUACAGCAGGAAGAAAUGCAUACAGAGUGGCCAAAGUAGCUGCCAAAAAGGAGACAAAGACUGGUCACGACGAUGAAGAUGGGCCUCCACCUCCAUAUUCCACCACCUCACAGCAGCAACAAGCAAAUGGCACGUCAGCGCACGAAAAAAGCCAGAUAGAUCCACCUGGCUCUACUGCACAUUCCUAUAAAGGAUCCCAUCAGCAAUUAACAUCCAGCUCUGCUGUAAAUGGUAGCUCACCCUUUAUGGAAGGCGAUCAUCCAACAAAGCUCCCUGUGUUUACCUCCAGAGCAUCAUCAACAUCAAAUUUGCUCGCGCCCACCACCACAAAUGCUUCGUGUAUGACUCCCCUCGCCAAUGGAGGGGUUUCCUUCAAGUCGACAGCGAUAAGGCCGAAUGCUCUGUACAGCCAGCAAAAGGACAUCCGUGAACUACUCCUGAAUGGAAGUUCGAUACACAGCGAGUCUCCUCCACUGCCACCAAGGUCAGGAUAUGUAGCUCAGCAUCAGCCGACACCAACACGUUACCACAAUGGAGGUUUCAACUACGGGUGUCAUGCAAAUGACUCACCAUCAACCCCAUCCGGAGGCCAUCGUGUUACUUUUCAGACACCACCUGUCACUUCUUACAAUAGAGUAUACGAAUCCUCUCCAUGUUCAUGGAACCAGAGGCCCGGCUGCUCCGUCCCAGACGUAGCAAAAGCUGGGACUCAUGAGAUGAGCACUGAGCUCUGACAUUAGUGCCUAUUCCGUUCAGUGCGGAUGAGCUCCUCCAGUUGCCAAAUGGAAGCGUGUAAAUUCAGCGACGAGGCAAACUUUUGCCAUGCUGCUCGCCGACAGGACAAUCGGGAGUGCACCUUGAAGACACAGAUGAAGUGUUGUGCAAUGUCUUCCUACCGAACAUUUGGUCGAGAACAGAUGCCCGUAUCCAGGGUUGUAAAAUAGCAAUUUUGUACUACUUUGUAGUUGGUAAAAGCUGGGAUGUGCCAGAUAUUCAAAAAUUACAGGAUGCAGGUGGGAUGAUGCUGCGAGAAAUCCUGGUGAGGUUUUCUGCGUGUAGGGGUGUAGCCGUGGGCAAAGAGAGGGGAGUUUAGGCACUCUCAUCUCUACUGGCCUCACCCAUCGAAGUCUUGUAGACCUGAUAAAGAUUCUUCCAAGUGCCAUCAUUCGGCUGAUAAAAAGCACAUGUUAAAGGAGCAUGGAAAGUAGGGACAAAAAAGUCCAAAUCUGUCACCACUGUAGUAUUAUUUUUUUUACACAAUAAAUACUACCACAGUGAGCA